CUUAGCACACGAUACAACAGCUCUCCGCAACCACCAAAUUCCAAGUAAACUAGCCGGCAUUGUUUGUGCGCGUUUUUUUUUGCAGAAAACCACAAAAAAACACAUAAAAACAUGAAAUUAGUAAGAUUCCUUAUGAAGCUAAGUCACGAGACCGUGACCAUCGAACUGAAGAACGGCACCCAGAUCCACGGCACCAUCACCGGCGUGGAUGUGGCCAUGAACACUCACCUGAAGAGCGUUCGGAUGACGAUCAAGAACCGGGAUCCCGUCCACCUGGAGACGCUGAGCAUUCGCGGCAACAACAUCAGAUACUUCAUACUGCCGGACAGCCUGCCGCUGGAGACGCUCCUCAUCGACGACACCCCGAAGUCGAAGACAAAAAAGAAGGACAGCGGCCGCGUGGGAAAUCGCGGCAGGGGCAGAGGCGCCCGCGGACGCGGUGGUCCACGGGGUCGCGGAAGGGGCCGAGCUUCAGGCCGACGUUAAUCUUUGUAACAGCUACAUCUAAUAAACAAUUUUCGAUAAAUGUAGAAUAUAAAUAUUCUUUGGAUAAA
Molecule: messenger RNA, 554 nt
Organism: Drosophila mauritiana
Lineage: Eukaryota; Metazoa; Arthropoda; Insecta; Diptera; Drosophilidae
Gene: SmD1
Product: probable small nuclear ribonucleoprotein Sm D1
Exons: 2
Coding region: 112-486 (124 amino acids)
Biological process (GO): spliceosomal snRNP assembly; RNA processing
Cellular component (GO): commitment complex; catalytic step 2 spliceosome; SMN-Sm protein complex
Molecular function (GO): RNA binding
Source: RefSeq, a predicted model, not a curated record